AGGCUUCAGGGAGCCCGGAGAGCAGACGAGCGGCAGCGGGGAGAGAGAAAGAUGGAGGUGAGGGUCGGGGAGAGACUCCUGUGCCUGGCUGUGUUGUCCAGCGUCUUCUUCGUGGAUUCAGUCCUCGGGAAAUACGUCAAAGGCAUCGUCAACACCAAAGAGGACUGGGUUUUCCUCACGCGCUUCUGCUUUCUUACCGACUUUGGACGUCUGGACUUCCGGUUCCGCUAUCCAAAGUCUCGCUGCUGUCAGAACAUAUUGCUCUACUUUGAUGACAGUUCUCAGUGGCCAGCUGUGUACAAGAGGCACGAAAAGAACUGCUACCAAAAGGAGGCGGUGCUGAGGCCCGAGAACAACCAGGUCAUCAACCUCACAACACGCUACACCUGGUCAGGCUGUGUGGUGGAAGGAGACGGGAAUGAGGAGGUUCUGAGCUGCGUGGGCGGCCGUAGUUUCCGCUCGGUGAGGGAGAGAUGGUGGUACAUCGCUCUCAGCAAGUGUGGGGGCGAUGGCUUGCAGCUGGAGUACGAGAUGAAACUGACCAAUGGCCAGUCUUUCUGGACGCAGCAUUUCUCUGCAGAUGAGUUCGGAAUCUUGGAGACGGACAUCACGUUCCUGGUCAUCUUCUCCAUGGUGUUCCUCCUCUCCUGCUACUUUGCCUACAAUCUGAAGGGAAGACAGCUUCUUCACACAACCUACAAAAUGUUUAUGACAGCGGCAGGUGUGGAGGUGCUCAGCCUGUUGUUCCAUUGUGUCUACUGGGGCCUGUAUGCUAGAGAUGGAGUUGGCAACGGCAGCCUGAAAAUACUUGGGAAAUUACUGUUCUCCGUCAGUUUCUUGGUGUUCCUUCUGAUGCUCAUAUUACUGGGCAAAGGUUUCACUGUCACCAGGGCGAGGAUCAGUCACAGUGGGUCGGUUAAGCUGAGCAUUUACAUGACAGUCUACACAAUCACCUACGUCAUCCUCUUCAUCUACGAGGCAGAGUUCUUUGACCCAGGUGAAGUGCUGUACGCCUACGACAGCCCCGCAGGCUACGGACUGAUGGGUCUGCAGCUGCUGGCCUACGUGUGGUUCUGCUACGCCGUGCUGGUCUCUCUGAAGCAUUACCCUGAGAAACAGCCCUUCUAUGUCCCUUUCUUCACCACGUACACGCUAUGGUUUUUCGCAGUGCCUGUUAUGGCUCUGAUCGCCAACUUUGGGAUCCCUCGCUGGGCCAGGGAGAAGAUCGUCAACGGCAUCCAGCUCGGCAUCCACCUCUACGCUCACAUCGUCUUCCUCGUUAUCACACGACCCUCAGCAGCCAAUAAGAACUUCCCAUAUCACGUUCGGACGUCCCAGAUCGGGAUCCUGCUGUCCAGUCCGAAAGCAGGCGAGGGGGCGGAGAGUUUCCCCCAUCAUGCCUAUGGUAACGGCUCCUUCCUGGGAGACUCUCAACCCAACUUUACCGAACUCUUCUCCAUCCAAUCAGACCCGGUGAAGACAGUGGAGGAGACGGUGGCCCGUAAAGGACCUGAGGUGCCGAGGAACAGCGAGCAGAAGAUCAUAACCACCGCUGCCGACCUUACGGCGAUACUGCCCCCACCUCCGCCUCCAAUACCCCCACGCCCUGCUGCACGCCCCCCACGCCCUGCUGCACGCUCGCCCCCGCUGCCACCCCGGCUCCCUUCCUUCACAGAGUACUUCAGCAUGCAGGGCGGAGGAGGAGGAGGGUUCGGAACGAAGGCGUGAGGCAGGACAGAAGGCAAGACAGAGGGAGAGGGGGGGGAUGGACAGAAUGACAAUACACAGUAAAAGAGUCAGAGUGGAAAUGGAGGUGUUACUGUUUUAAAAACAGCCAAAAAAAAAGUUUGGACGGACAAAGAAGAGAAAUCAUCAGAAUCCCUAAACGGUCCCUUUUCACCUGUAAAUGGAAUGGAAGAGUGAGUGAGGGGGGGGUGGAUGGCUGUGAGAUAGAAGUGCUGAGCUUGUUAAAGAAUAAAGAAGCAAUAAAUAUUUGAUGUUGACCAGUAAAAGGCACACAGGGAGAAAGAUGACAAAGUGGAUGUAGCCAGAGCAAUAGGAUGAUAGCUGUGCACGAUGCGGAAGUGAACAAAAUUCUUGAAAUACUUCUAUUCAAAAAUUCAUGAGGCAUUGAUGGUGUGCCUGGAAGAGUUUGUAAAUAGCUAAAACUGGAGAGAGAGCUACCACUCUAUAUAGUUUUAUUUUUAAAAAAAAGAAGAAAAAAAGGAAAUUUGUUUUCAUGUUUUUUUCCACAUCAUUAAAUUCCAGUUGGUGCUGUGACCAUCAGAAAAAAAAACUCAUGCCAUUACAUUUAUUCAAGUCAUGUUAGGAAUAAAGGACUUUUUUUAUGUUUGACACAUUUUGAUAAAGCAUAAAUAUUCUAUGGAGUUUGUUGGGUUAAUUUAUAUUCUUAUAUGCCUUCAUUGCAGCUGGUUAUUCUGGAUUGAUAUGCUGAUGUGUAAAUGUAAAAUGUCACGUUUACUGUGGGCACUUCUAGGUACUCGUAAAAACACGCAUGUUUGUAUCGUAUUUCCCGUCCAAGAAGCUGAUAUAUGUAACUCCAUGUGACCAUACGAUAUUUGCUUAUUGUGUGUAUUGAAAUCUAUACUUUUGUAAAUACAUACAAUAGGCUUUAGUAUAUUUUUAACCGGAUAAAUUCUGUUGGACCCAAACCUUGGGCUGUCUGAAACACAACAUAAAAUCAGUAUUAUACUGUGUCGAUUUUAGUUGACUUUACACCAGAGUGCAGAAUAUGCCUGCUCAAAAAUGUCAUUUCUGUGUAUGUAGACGUUGGUGAAUGUACUGAUGCAAUACAGCACAAGGACAGGGGUGAUUUUCAAGUUACUGGAACACUACAGUACACCUUUUGUCGAAUUAUCUUUUCUCUCUGCGACACAUUCAUGAUUUAAAAGCCUGUGGGGAAGGUUGCCUUUUUUAAAAAAUACAAGUAACUUCAUCCUCACCCUUGUCUGGUACCUGAAACAUGGAUAUACAUUGGCUUUAUCUCACUAGAACCUUGCAAAAAGCGAAACAAAUAUUACUAGUUUUGUAUCCCCUAACAUUAAGCUAGGACAAUUAAAAAAAAAAAAAAAAAAAAGCGUUGCAGAUGAACUGUGAAAACGGCAACACAACUUGUACAUUUUGUCUGUCCUGCAUGGAGCACUUUAAUGUUCCUGGUCUUAGUCUGUUUAUUCGUGAUGAUGUCACCUUAUACGACUGCUUUGAAAACCUGUAUUCACACCACUUUGAGUAGUAUCCCAGAUGCAUACACCUGUAAAUACAGUCUGAAAAAUGUCGUCGACUGUGCGGACAUUUUACGGAACGUAUCACGCUCAGUCAAUGUAAUUUAACACUGGAUUGCUGAAGUUGAUAAGUCGUGAACGAUUGUCACUGAAGUUGACCACUGGCUUCCUGCUAUUCAGAAAAUAUGUGAAAGGACGCUAACAAAUUUAUCUGGAGCAUUCGUUGAUUUCUGAUUACUGAUGGUACUCAGCUAAUAUUCCACAGAUUUAUCAAUGGCAAUCUCGCUGUAAUGGAGUACUGUAGGAUGUUAGGACUGUGGUGUGUAACUUGUACGAGUGUAGUCAGAGGUGUAACGUAGUCUGUGAAACAGAAUGAUACUUGAAUUAGAGUACUAGUCGUUAUUUCUGAUUGUGUCCGGUUUAUAUUUGGCACGUCUGCCAUUUUGUCUGCUGUUGCCUAUUGUUACGGUUGCCAUGACUUUGACCGAAUAGACACUGGUUGACUCGACUAACAGACAGGCAUACUGAUUACUGUAUCACUGCUUCAACCCUGUGCAUACUGACAUACGAUUACAGGACCGAGACACUUUAGCGAAGAGAACUUGACGAAAAGAGAUUAUGUAUGCAUGACAGAAAACAGCACAGCUUUUAGGCUACUCAGAGCGAUCUGGUUAAGAGCACAUCACUGAAGCACUGUUCAAAUGCAUUUUAAUGGUGUCAAAUGACGAUUCUAAAUAUGCUGUACAUAUACACUU
Epinephelus moara (kelp grouper) is the source of this 3997-nucleotide messenger RNA. It is a transcript of the gene tmem145, whose product is annotated as transmembrane protein 145. The record is from RefSeq and is a predicted model, not a curated record. Lineage: Eukaryota; Metazoa; Chordata; Actinopteri; Perciformes; Serranidae. Gene Ontology annotation, biological process: response to pheromone; G protein-coupled receptor signaling pathway.